AUGUUGUUUAAAGACCCCUAUUCGAGGAUAAUUAAGGAACGUACAAACAAAAUCAUCAAACGACCACAACACAACAUCGAACUAGCGAUCAAUACUAAUCUUACGUCUGACCCGAAACAAGUAGCAAACGCGUUCAAUGCAUUUUUUGCAUCCGUCGGGCGAGUCACCGGGGGAGAGGAGCCGCGCGGGCGGCCGGGUCCACGCACACUCAACACCAUGUACCUGCGACCGGUCGAGCCGCACGAAAUAAAGGCGAUCAUACGAAACUUGAAAAAUAAAAGUAGUUACGGCAUCGACGAAUUACCGCCUAAAUUAAUUAAAAGCUGUGCCGAUGAAUUGACCUUACCGUAUUAUUUGCUUGUUAAUCAGUCGUUUACUGAUGGAAUAUUCCCUGACCAACUAAAGACUUCUAUUAUUAAGCCGAUUCAUAAAAAAGGUGCUAAGUCAGAUCCCAAUAAUUACAGGCCUAUUGCCCUACUACCGACUUCGUCAAAGAUCUUCGAACUAGCGAUGUGCAAACGCCUGAACUCAUUUUGCGAAAAAUACUCCAUCUUUAAUGAAAGCCAGAAUGGUUUCCGACGAAACCGUUCAACUUUAACAAUGGAUGUAAAGAAUUUGGAGACGUAUGCCAUAAUUGGGUUUGAUGGUUCCGCGAUUCGUGGCCUGAAAGUGCACCCCGACGGCAACCACGUCAUCUACCCGAUGGGUAAUAAGGUCUGCAUCCAGCACUGGACCAGCAAGCAGAUGUGGUUCCUGAGCGGACACACCAACAGCGUGUCGGCGGUGGGUGUGUCCAGCGGCGGGCGAUACAUCGGAUCGGGUCAGAUCAACCAUGUAGGAUUCAAGGCCCCUGCCAAGCUGUGGGACUUUAAGAAGAAGACAUUACUCGGAAGCCAUGAACUGCAUAAGGUCCGCGUGGAAGCCCUAAUGUUCUCUUCGGAUGAGCGCUACAUGAUCUCCCUAGGCGGCAGAGAUGACGGCUGCGUAGUCAUUUGGGACUGCGCCGCAGGCGCGGCGACAGGCACGGCGUCUGCUGCACGACUGACUACUGGGGAUGCGGUUACUCUUACUGCGUUGUCGUGCCGGCCUAACUCGUUCGUUACUGGCGGGGACUCAAACCUUCGCGUAUGGAACAUACGCGCCCAAAGCAAGAUGCUGGACGUGGUGGACGUGGCGCUCGGCAAGCUGAGGAGAAGCGUUCGUUGUAUCGCAGUCAGUGGCGACGACCACUACGCCAUUGCGGGGACCACGACGGGAGACAUGGUGAAAUUCUCCAUCAAAUAUCCUUCUGACCCAAGAGCAGACGUGGCGGACUGCAAGCCGGCCCUUAUAGGUUGUUUGGCUAAAUGUGGACCUUGGAGGAAAGGGAAGCGACCGGAGGCUCAGUGUUACAGCCAAGGGGUGGAGGCAAUCCUCAUAAUGUCGGACGGGUGCUUAAUUGUCGGUGCAGGAGAUGGUACCAUAGAAAUCCUAGACGAGAUCAACUGGAAGGGGGAGUUCCCUAAGGGCAGACUGCUAGACCCCACCAUGCCCUACUUUAAAGCGCUCCGCUCCGCGAAGCUCCCCGGCCGCAUCACCUCCCUAGAGCUCAUGGAAUCCCCCAGCCAACGCGGAGCCGCGCGCAAACUGCUAGCGGCCACGCGUACCAGCGAGAUAUACGCGCUCAACAUAGACACGCUAGCGCCCGUGCUGUGCGUGACGUGCCACCGCUGCACUAUCAAUGAUAUAGCUUUCCCUAGGGGCAUGUCAGGUGUGUUCGCGACGGCGGGCUCGGGCGACGUCCGCGUGUGGUGCCUCGAGACCUGCCUGGAGCUGCUGCGUAUCUCCGUUCCCAACUUCACGUGCAGCUCUGUGCUGUUUAGUGGUGACGGCAAGUCCAUUGUCUCUGCUUGGAACGACGGAACAAUCCGCGCCUUCACCCCGCUCACGGGCCGGCUGAUGUACGCCAUAUUCAACACCCACAACAAGGGCACGUCGGCGCUGGCGAUGAACUCUAGCGGCACUACGCUUAUCUCCGGGGGAUGUGAGGGGCAGGUCCGCGUAUGGGACAUAAAACCCGAGAAGCAGAUGUUGAAGAAGGUGCUGAAAGAGCACAAGAGCCCAGUGUCAGCCAUCCAAGUGUCGCCCAACGAUUGCGAGGCCGUCAGCGCUGGCACAGACGGCUCGUGUAUCAUUUGGGACCUGAUGUCGCUAUCCCGCCGGCAAGUGAUGUACGCGAGCACGCUGUUCAUGUGUGUGUGCUUCGAGCCGCAGGGCUGCCAGCUGCUGACGGGCGGCACGGACCGCCGCGUCGCCUACUGGGAGGCGGGCAGCGGGAACCUGGCCAGAGAGUUGGAGGCGAGCAAAGUCGGAGCAGUCAACGGGCUCGACAUAUCGUGCGAUGGUCAGCUCUUCGUCACUGGCUGUAACGACCAGAUCGUCAAGAUCUGGAAAUACCAGGAGGGCAUCUACACGCACAUGGGACUAGGGCAUGCUGGGGCAGUGACUUGUGCUAAGUUCUCGCCGGACCGACGGUUCGUCGUGAGCGCCUGUGCUGCCGGCAGUAUCAUCGUGUGGAGGACGCCCGAGAUAUAUUUACAAUCAGAGAAGCGGUCGCAGCCAUCAUCAGCCAAGCAAACCCAGGACCAAGAGGGGCAGAAGAAACCUCAGAGCCUUGAAGACGAGCUGAGACUGCCGCUCUCGGAUAAACCAGAGCAGGAGAAAAAGAAGGCGGCAGGGGACCGGCAGCAUAGGUUGCCCGCGGCACCUUCUAAGAUAGAGAAGAUAGAGGCGAUGGACACGACGCGCAGCAGCGUGCACUCGUGCUGCCCGUGCGACACGGGGCGCUCCACCCCGGCCGGCGCCGGCGCCGCGCGCGGCCCGCCCGCGCCCGCGCCCGGCAACAAGCGCAGGCCCGCAGACAAAACGAAUAACUUACCAACGAAGACGACGAGCAAAGAAUUCAUCAAUAGCGGCGGGGGCGAUAGAAAAUAACUAUUUGCCUGCCAAUUAGUGCGAAAUCUUUAGUUUAACAUGUUCACUGCCAGGAACCCGCCUAGUGGGCGCUCGUAACUUUUGCUCAGAAGCAAGAGUUGCCAGACAACCCACUAUAAGCGGGUUGCUGCUGGUAGCUAUAGAUAUAGCUACGCCAAAGAGCCUACCUAACAUAUGACUGGAAAUCGUAUAAAUCCUGUUUUUUUUUUGUCUGGCAGUGACGAAUGUGUUAAUUUUAGCCAGAAUAGAUCUGACAAUAUUUAAUCAAACAGACUGAAGUGUAUUAUUAUCGGCUUAUUUAUAUAUG
Cydia splendana is the source of this 3280-nucleotide messenger RNA. RefSeq names its product cilia- and flagella-associated protein 52. Lineage: Eukaryota; Metazoa; Arthropoda; Insecta; Lepidoptera; Tortricidae. The record is from RefSeq and is a predicted model, not a curated record. The transcript has 18 exons. Gene Ontology annotation, molecular function: protein binding. Bases 1 to 2973 code for a protein of 990 amino acids.